UGAAAUUCCCAUCAUGCCUCUGGUGUCGUUCGCCCCUCCCCCUCUGUGCCUGUCCUUCCUGUCCCACCUCCUGCCAUCCCUCCCGCCACCGGUCCGAGACGUGGACGUCCCCCCUCUGCUCCGGCGGCGCUUCAUCCUGUCAGGUUACCGUCCUCCAGGUCUGCCGCUGCGCUGCUACAUCCUCAGCCUCCUCCAGAUCCACAACCAGACGCUGAACGUCUGGAGCCACCUGCUGGCCGCCGUCUGCAUCACGCUGAGGUUCACCAUGUUUGCCGUCCUGAGGGGAGGGGGGAUUCUGGGCUUUCGGCUGCAGGGUCCUGAAGGUCAGGGCUUCUCCCUGGAUGCUGCCUCGCUGCCGUUGGUCCUCUACGUGUUCUCUGCUGUCAUGUACCUGAGCUUCAGCGCUGCAGCUCACCUGUUCCAGUCCCACUCAGAGCAGCUUCAUGAUUGGUUCAUCUUCCUGGACAGCGUUGGCGUUGCCGUCUUCCAGUACGGCUGUGCUUUGGCUCUGAGCGUUUACAGCGCCGAUGCUGCAUGGACGCAAAGCAUGCUGGGAAAGGUGUUCCUUCCAGGCUCCGCCCUCCUGGCCUGGCUCUCCUUUGCUGCCUGUUGCUACGCUAAGCUACACUUCCACCGGUUGGACCCUCUGAACAGGAAGUUCGUCCAGCUGGUUCCGACCAGCGCCGGCCUUCUGCUGGUGAUUGGUCCAUUGACCCAACGACUCACUGCCCAGCAAUGGAGCCCUGCAGUGAUGCUGCACCUCCUGCAGGUGGCGCUGUUCCUGCUGUCCUUCUUCUUCUUCUCUUGCCCCGUACCGGAGUGCUUCGCUCCAGGACGCUAUGACAUCAUCGGCCACGCCCACCAGCUGUCCCACAUCCUAUCAGCACUUGGCACGCUGGUCCAGCAGGAGGCGCUGUUCCACGAUUUCCUGUGGCGACGGCCGACGCUGAUCAGACGCUUCGGAGAACAGCGCCUCCUGCUGGUUUGUUCUCGCACUGUUUGGUCUCGUAGAGUUUAA
This is a messenger RNA of Acanthochromis polyacanthus (spiny chromis), 1018 nucleotides long. Its product is annotated as membrane progestin receptor beta-like. NCBI's taxonomy places the organism in Eukaryota, Metazoa, Chordata, Actinopteri, Pomacentridae. Gene Ontology annotation, molecular function: steroid binding; nuclear steroid receptor activity. Gene Ontology annotation, cellular component: plasma membrane. The coding region runs from base 14 to 1018 and encodes 334 amino acids. Gene Ontology annotation, biological process: response to steroid hormone. The record is from RefSeq and is a predicted model, not a curated record. The transcript has 6 exons.